CUGACUAUGGCUGGGCAGCAAUGGCAGAGUCUCCAGCCCUGCUGAGUGCAGGGAAGCCCAUGAUAAGAGGAUCUGCUCUGCCAGGACAGCUUUUCACUCACAACUUCAACCUCUUGUAGGUUUGCUUUGCAGGGAAAUCUCUCUCACACCAAGAUGUCUUGCUACGACCUGUGCCCACCAAAAACCAGCGUUGCCGUGCCCCAGCCCAUCGCUGAGAGCUGCAACGAGCUGUGCGCGCGCCAGUGCCCCGACUCAACGGCCUUCAUCCAGCCACCGCCCGUCGUCGUCACCUUCCCCGGCCCCAUCCUCAGCUCCUUCCCCCAGCAAGCCGUGGUGGGCUCCUCCGGAGCACCCGCCUUUGGGGGCUCCCUGGGGCUGGGGGGCCUCUAUGGCGCCGGGGCCACUCAGGGCUCGGGGGGCCUCUGCACCUUUGGCAGACCCUACACUUCUCCUGCCUGCAGCCCCUGCCCCUUGCCCCACUACAGCAGGAAGCUCUGGGACACCUGUGGCCCCUGCUAAACUCAGGCCCUGCCUGCUCCCAGCAUCACCAGCAUUCCAUCGUGCUCAAACUCCUGGGCCUGGAGUGUUGAGGAGUGCUGGGCAUCUCUAGCUACGGCUGAGGCCUGAGCAG
Meleagris gallopavo (turkey) is the source of this 631-nucleotide messenger RNA. Lineage: Eukaryota; Metazoa; Chordata; Aves; Galliformes; Phasianidae. The record is from RefSeq and is a predicted model, not a curated record.